AACACCUCUAACGUGCUCUUGUCAUGGGCUAGACCCAAAUGAGGCCCGCUCAUUACCCAGUCAGACCCAAUAAAAUUUGGUUCCCGCUCCCCAUCUUCGUCGGCCGGUCCGUUUCCCCACAAAGUCAGCGGAAAGAGGAAAAAAGGAAAGAAACAAGAAACCCCACCGGCGCCGCCGCCCCCGCCCGUAACCGCUCCCCGUCCCCUGCCUCCUCCUCCCACCGGAGCAAGCCUGCCACGUCCAGCGGAGGGAGCCCUCCCUCGUCGGCGUUCCCCUCCUCCUCCACGCCUCCACCGGACUCGGGAGGAUUCCCCUCGCUGUGUAUGCAAUGGGGAGGAGUUUAAGAGCGGGACGCCAUGCAGAACUGGAAGACUCUGUGGCAGAUCCUGUCAGCGAAAAGCAAGCCUUCAGAGGGUGGAAGCAGUAUGUGAAAGAACUCAACUCGAACACACUCCCACCAUUUCUCACCCGCCUUUGUGACCCUGACAAGCCAUGCUCAUACUCUGAGGAGGAGCUCUUAUGCGUGUUUGAGACUGCUGCGGAACUCCAUGGCUCCAACAUUGUGCCACAUAUCAGCCAGAUCGUUUCAGCCAUCAUUAGAAUCAUGUCUUCAGCCACAGGGUCCUUGCAUAGUGUUGGUUGCUCCAAGGUGAUACGCACAUUAUCACGCUAUGUCAUUGAUCCCCUGGGAACAGAAGAAGAGAAAAGUGGGAUCAUUAGCUCUCUCUGCAGUCCCUUUUCUGGUUGCUUGAUGAGCACUAAGGAGAGUGUAUCUUCUGGUUCUGCUCUCUGCGUCACUGCACUUAUCCAGUCCAACAAUUGGCAAUUUGCAUCUCAUGAGUUAGUUAACGACAUCUGCUUAAAAGUCUCAGGGGCCUUAGAGGAGGUACGCUGCCAGACCAUUUCACACUUAGGCUUAGUGGUUGCUCUAUUAGAACAGAAUUGGUUGACACUUGAGCCUUACGGGCGGUCUUUGAUAAGAUCAGGCUUAAGUAUAUUGGACAAGAGUACUAAAGCAAGCAAUUCUCAGAUGAUCAUAUCAUCCAUUCAAAUGAUACACUCCAUCAUGAAGACUUUGGAUUUGAGCAUCAUAUCUUCUGAGAUCAGUAGCAUUAUCCAAGCUAUGGAGCAAUUGCGGGAUCAUUGCAUGCCAGAUAUCAGCACUCCAGCUUUUCAGGCAGCUGAGACUGCUAAUAAACUGUACAAGCAGGAAGAGUGUGGACAUGGCAAAAGAAUUAGUCCAUUGGCAAAAUUUCAUGAUGGAAGACAUAGGAGGAGGGGAUCAUAUUCACAUUCUGUUAUGGAUGAUGCGGAGAUAAGAGACUGCGGUUCAAAUGAAUCUCUGUACGAUGAUACACAAUCUGUUAAUCGGUUCAGAGACCAUGAUUCCCAACCUUCAGUGGGGCAAUACUCAGGUGUACCUGUAAGUGCACGGGUAAGGAGACGACUGUUGGGUAAUGGUUCUGACAGACAACAUCAAAUGUCCAGUGAUGAGUUUCCUCGCACUAUUGUAUCUGAUUAUCGUGAUGGUGUCGGUGUGAUAGCACAAUAUGGUUCUGCUGGUCUGCUAGAUAAGUCAGUGAGGAGGUAUUCAGAUGUAUCAACAAGGAUUGCUGAUCCAUGCCCUAUGUGUUUAACACCCCGAACUACUAAUCGAUGCUCUCAGAUAUCAAGGCGAGGAACUUUCUCAGAAGACGUUUGGAUGCAGUCAACCCCAAGGAAGCAGCUCCAGUUUCAUAGCUCUAGCAGUGAAUCAAAAAGAGAUACUCACAGAUUACCCGACAGCCCAUCUCUGAGACGGAUACGGCACUGUUCAGGACAAUGUACAAAUGGUGAAGUUGAGGAAAGGAGCGGCUACUGUGAUUCUGUUCAGCAUGACAGCCAGUGUCAUGCACAGAGCAAUGAUACCUCGAUAGAAGAUCUGAAGCUACCACCAACCAACAGUGAGCGUUCUGACAGUGCAGGCGAAUCUCGAAGCGAAGAAUGUCGAGCUGAGAACGAGAAGAUGACCAGAGUCAGGAAAGGGAGCAGAAACUGCUCUGGCACCCUACUUUUUCUCCUUGUCUGUGCUGUAGUGAUACUGGUCGUUGCGCUCUUGCUAGCUUGGUGGAAGGAGGAUCAGAGGGAGCUGUAUGUUGUACCCACAUAGUAGCGUCUUUCUGCCUGUAUGCAGGUUGUUCUGCGAUGUGUGUUGACUUUGGUGUAGAUUGCGAGUUAAAGUGGGGUAAAGGUUGAGAAGUUGUGUCGAUUUAGUCGAACGAUAGAUGAUAGUGAUAGUUUGCUGGAUUGUACAUUCUGAUUGUUGGCAUGAAUACCAUGAUAGUUUUGUGUUCAGUGUGAA
Aegilops tauschii subsp. strangulata is the source of this 2341-nucleotide messenger RNA. Its product is annotated as protein SINE1. Gene Ontology annotation, cellular component: microtubule. NCBI's taxonomy places the organism in Eukaryota, Viridiplantae, Streptophyta, Magnoliopsida, Poales, Poaceae. The record is from RefSeq and is a predicted model, not a curated record. Gene Ontology annotation, molecular function: microtubule binding.